AUGGAGAACGAUCUUCCUGCUUUGGUUGUUGUCAAUGGCAGUAGAGUAUGCAAAGCAGGACUUGCUGGGCAUGAUGCCCCAACCACCGUGUUUCCUUUUGUUGUUGGGAAAAACCGUUGGGAAAAGGACAUCUUUGUGGGCAAGGAAGCCCAGAGCAAAGGAGACGAGCUGGAUCUCAGCUACCCAGAUGUCUUUGGCAUCAACAACUGGGAUGCCAUGGAGAAGAUCUGGCACCAUAUCUUCUACAAUGAGUUGCAGGUGGCUCCAGAGGAGUAUCCACUCCUGCUUACCAAACACCACACUAGCCGAAAUUGCCACGAGGAGAAGUUAAUGCAGCUUAUGUUUGAGACCUUCCACGUGCCAUCUUGCUACUUGGCCAUCCAGGCAGUGCUGUCUCUGUAUGCCUCUCGCCAGACCACAGGGGUUGUCAUACAUGUUACAGGUAGACAUGCUAAAAUUGUUCCCGUCUAUGAAGGUCAUGCCUUGGAACGUGCUAUUAGACAUUUUGGAAUGGGUGGGAAUCACCUGACCACCUACCUCUCGCGUACCCAGCAGGACUGGAUCUCCAGAUUCAAGAAUGGCACAGAGAUCGUGAAGGACAUCAAAGAGAAGUUCUGCUACGUUGCCCUAGACUAUGAAUUGGAGAUGGCCACUGCUGCAUCCUCCUCCACCUUGGAGAAGAGCUAUGAGCUGCCGGAUGGGAACGUGAUCACCGUCGGCAGUGAACGUUUCAGGUGCCCUGAGGCCCUCUUCCAACCCUGGGUGGCAGGUAGAACUCCGACGUGGAACAGUACACGUGGCAUCCAUGAGGUGGCCUUAAAAGCUAUCUUAGACUGUGACAAAGACCUCCAGAAGGACCUCUAUGCCAACACUGUGCUGGCCGGUGGGACCACCAUGUUGCCCGGCUUUGCCGAGCGGAUGGGCACCGAGAUGACAGCCCUGGCUCCAAAGAACAUGAAGAUCAAUAUAACUGCUCCCUCUGAGCGCAAGAACUCGGUGUGGAUUGGAGGCUCGCUCCUGGCAUCUCUCUCCACCUUCCGACACAUGUGUGUAAGCAAGGAGGAAUACAAUGAGGCUGGCCCAGCCAUUGUCCGCCGCAAAUGCUUCUGA
Anolis sagrei ordinatus is the source of this 1110-nucleotide messenger RNA. RefSeq names its product actin, cytoplasmic-like. NCBI's taxonomy places the organism in Eukaryota, Metazoa, Chordata, Lepidosauria, Squamata, Anolidae. The record is from RefSeq and is a predicted model, not a curated record.